AAAAAUUAUCCGUUAGAUGACGCACCUAACGACAUCAUGCGUAACGAACAAAAUAACCGCUCAAGUCAAAGAGGAAUUUUUGUGCAAAUCUGCUAUUUUACGGUUUCAGCCGAGAUUUUGAACUCAUUCUGUCGCUUGUAAACGACUCGUUUAUAUAUUAUUUUUGAAGUUUGCUGCUGUUAGACGAAAACUUUUCAAAGGGAGAAGCAUAGCAAAGUUAGAUCUGUUGGACUUGAAAUCCUGACAGAAAGUCAAUACUGCAAUAUUUUUUGAAAACAAAAUGCAAAAGGAGGUUUAUCUAGUUGUGGUGUCAAUAUUGGAAGGCCGUAACUUUCCUAAAAGGCCGAAACAUCAACUUUUAGUGGAGUGCAAAUUUGAUGGGGAGCAACUUUCUACUGAUCCUAUCGACCAUGCAGAUACACCAGACUUCACUACUGAACUCGCUUGGGAACUUGAUAAGAAGGCUCUCCAUCAGCACAGAAUGCAACGCACACCUAUAAAACUUCAGUGUUAUGCUGUAAACACAACUAACGGAGUUCGGGAACAGAUUGGAUAUGUGCUGUUAGAUCUUCGACUAGCUCAACAAAAUCCACAGGCUCCAAAAUGGUACAACUUACUAAGUAGCAAAUACUCUCGACUGAAACCUGCCAUCAAAAUAGGAAUGGCUUUGGAAGAUGAUCAACCAACUCAAGACAAUACAUUCAAGGCUCGUGAUGCCCCACCAAGACCAGGAAAAGUUGUUUCAUCUGCUGGUGAUCUUGAAAAAGAAUUAGUUGCAAAAUUAAAUGAAGAAGAAGGUUAUUUUCAGAUUGGUCCUUCUGACAACUGUUACGAUAUGUUUGUUUUGUCUGUGACAAUCGCAUUUGCUGCUAACUUGGAGCAACUAAUUCCUUCGGACAAGAGAAUAAAUGCUGCCGGCAAUGCAGGAUAUUUUUUUUAUUACACACUGUUGGGAAAUGAUGUGGCUAAUGAUCCAUUUCCCGAUCUUUUGAAUCCUGAAUUUGUUCCUGAAAGAGCUUCAGUCAGAAUUAGGAGUUCCGUUAAUAUUCUUAGAUUGUAUCUCGCAUCUCAGUCUGGUUUGCAAGUUCAUCUGUGUUCCGGCGAUCAAUCUUUGGGAAGUGCUGAAAUCCCACUCAAUGCAUUACUUAAAAAAGGAAGCAAAGAAAUUGAAAUUAAACCAGUCAUAACAGAAGGAGCGUUUACACUCUGCCCUCCCAAUCUUAUGCGACAGCAAUUAGAAGGAAACGUGGAGGCGAAAGUUGGCGUGUCAAUAAGUUUACGAAGGGAAGAAAUAUCUUCAGAUUCUGUACAGACGCCAUUUAUUGAUGACUCCAUACCACCAGUUCCAACCAAAACUGGUCAACAAGGUGAUGUUUUGACAACAGGACAUUUAUUAUCGAGUGACGAUGCAGCUCCACAAGAUGUACCUGAAAGAGAUGUUCUUCCUGAUAAACAAAAACCAAAAAAAGUGAGCAAGGAAACGAAACCGAAAAAGGCAGGAGAAACUUCUGAAAUGCCAAGAAAACCUCUUUCUCCUGAAACUGAGGUGGGUCAGAGAACAUCAACUCCUACACCGCCCUUGCCUGAAAUGAAAUCGUUUACUUUGGAUACCGAUGAUGAAGCUGAUAGUAUCCAUAAUGAUUCUGAGACCAACGUCAAAAGAAUUGCGAAAGAUAAGAAGGAACAAAGGAAAGUUGAGAGGAAGCCAGUAUCCGCUGUUUCGACACAAGAUCCUAUAAGCGUGACAGAGAGUAGUGGAUUAACAACAACAGCAACACAUCCUGUUGUACCACCACAAGCAAGACAUUAUAGGUUUUCUCUUCAUUUGAAAAGUAUUGCUGAUCUAGAUUUACCAUUUACUUGCAACGCAUUUAUCAAAUACACAUAUCCAUUCUUUGGAAGUGCUGCUCCUGUAUUGACGAACCCACCUGUUGAAAUUCCAAGAAAUAUUCAGACAACUCUACCUCGAUCUUUAUGUACAUUUGAUUUUGCAUGUACUGCUCCAUUAUUGCACAAUACAUUUAACAGUGUUCCAUUGAUUGCUGAAUUGUGGCAUCGAGACAAAGAGAGUAGUGACAUGUUGAUUGGAGCUGUUGCUGUACCUUUGCCCGUAUUGAUGACGCAAGAUCCUGUGCAGUUUAUCAGUCCUGGGGAAGGCACAGGAAAUGUAAAACAAGGAAAGCAAGGCAUAAGAUGGUCGUAUUCAUCAAUGGUACACAUGAUGUCUGUUCAGGGACCCAAUAAAAAAGUAGCUGAUCUUAAUCUUGCCUUGACACUGGAAGAUUAUGGCACUGUCAGAGAACAGAAGCUACUAAUUCCACAACAACAACAAAAACAGCGCGAUCAAAUGAAACAAAACAAAGUUCCACAACAAUCUGCUGCAUCAGCCCGAGUCGCUGUGGAAGAGCCCCGAGAAAGUGCAGAAUACCGAACAGCAAUGGAACUUGAAUUAUGGAAAGAGCAACAGGAGGAAAAUUUUGAACAUCAGUUAAAAGAGAAGGAGCUUGCUCAUAUGAAGUCACUGGCGGAAGAAUGGCAGAGACGGGACAAAGAACGAGAAGCCAUUGUUUCUAAAAGAAUAACUGAAUACAACAGAUUGGAAACAAAAUUGAGAAAAUCUUUAGCAGAAGUUGAAGCCAGAGAAAAACAAUUGUCUAACAACGAACUCGAGUUGGCAAGAAUUCGAACGGAUGUUCGGCGCGAACACGAGAGAGUACUGGCACAAGCUAAAGAAGCAACAAGCAGAAUGAAAGACGACUGUGUUCAUCAGGUACAAUUGGAAAGGGGACGAAUCAAAAUAUUGGAAGAAGAGAAUACGAAACUCAAAUCACAUCUUGUUGAUGCUGAAAGAAAAUAUUCAUCUCUGGAACAAAAAUUCCAGAAUUUUAAAUUAGAGCAAAACAACAUGCCCGAAGUCCGACUUCAGUCCGAACUUCAGUUGAUGACUUUGGAAAAGAAUGAAUUGGAGAGAAAACUGGAAUCAGUCAACAAAUCUAAACUGCAUUACAAACAACAGUGGGGAAGAGCAUUAAAAGAACUUGCUAGGUUGAAACAAAGAGAACAAGACCACGCUAUGGCGAAUUUAAAACGACAACAAGAAGAAUUAGAGCAAAUGAGAAUGAAAUAUUUUGCAGACGAAGAAAGAAAAUCGGAUAAAGAAGGGCAAAAGCAACUGUUGGAAAUCAAAGAAGAAUUGGAAAGAUUGAAGGCAAAAGAAGCAUCUGAUGUAAAGCGUGAUCCAUCAACAAUUGUAAUCGGUACUCAGAUGACGACAGCUGCUGAACCAUAUGAGCCAACGCUGAGAAUGACUAAGGCCGAUGAACAUAUAGAUGAACACGUCGCCCGCUUGAUAGAGGAAAGAGACACUCUGCUGCGCACCGGAGUUUACUCAAGGGAGGACCGUAUCAUUUCAGAGCUGGAUAGACAGAUUCGGGAUGCCAUAUCACGGAAGUCAAAAGCUUGAUAUUGUUAUUAACAGAAUUGGUUGUCGUUUUUUAUGAAGGUUGUCAGGUUAUUGGCCUUGGCUGUGGUGGAGCAAUAAUAACAGCAGUUGAAGUGAAAGAAAUUCGUACUUUUGGUUCGGCUGUUAUUUCAAAGCUUGGAUUCAAAAAAAGAAAACUUGUCAAACAACAUAUAAUUUCACGUUAUAUCAAAUGAUGAGAACACAUUCCUUUGGGCAUACACUGUCAGCUCUCUAUAUACCGUUUUAGAUUAAUUUUUAUUAUGCCUGUUCGAUUUUUUUUUUAUAAAAAAGUCUCUAAAAGCCUUUUUCUGUUUGAACACAGAAUUUAUAUGAAACUGUAUUUUUGAGAGUUUUUAUAAAAUUAUGUAGUUGUAGAAUUUUAAUGUGACCGAUAACAUAUAUCCUUCUAUAUUGUAUGGGUGCUCGUUUCUCUGGUAGAUCUCCUGUUUUAUAAGCGUGUAUUAUUCCUAUUUGCUUGUUUUAUUUAGAGAGAGAAAGUAGAAAAUAUUUUAUGAAACAAUAAGAGCAACAACUAUAUAA
This is a messenger RNA of Styela clava, 4003 nucleotides long. Its product is annotated as centrosomal protein of 120 kDa-like. Lineage: Eukaryota; Metazoa; Chordata; Ascidiacea; Stolidobranchia; Styelidae. Gene Ontology annotation, cellular component: centrosome. Gene Ontology annotation, biological process: interkinetic nuclear migration; positive regulation of centriole elongation. The record is from RefSeq and is a predicted model, not a curated record.